Oldenlandia corymbosa var. corymbosa is the source of this 2784-nucleotide messenger RNA. Lineage: Eukaryota; Viridiplantae; Streptophyta; Magnoliopsida; Gentianales; Rubiaceae. The record is from the annotation of a GenBank genome assembly.
AUGGCUGCUGUCUGCUACCGUUUUAUCUCUGUUCUUUUAGUUCUUCCUCUGCUAAUCAAUGUAUCUCAAGCCCAGAUUCCAGGUUUUCUAAGUUUGGAUUGUGGUGGUAAAGAUAAUUUUACUGAUGAAAUUGGACUCCAAUGGACUGCUGAUAAUCAGAUGAUCUUUGGACAAACAGCUAACAUAUCCGUGUUACAUGAACAAAGAAAACAAUAUUCGACUGUUAGAUAUUUCCCUGCCGACAAUAGAAAGUAUUGUUACAAGUUUGAUGUCAUCAGUAGAACCAGAUAUCUUCUGCGAGCGAGCUUCUUAUACGGAAACUUUGACAAUAACAAUGUGUAUCCCAAGUUUGAUAUUUCUGUUGGUGCUACUCCGUGGGCCACAGUGGGCAUUUUGGAUGCUGAUAGCAUAGAAUAUGAAGAGUUAAUUUUUCUGGCCACUGAACCCUCCAUCAGUGUCUGUUUAUCCAAUGCUUCAACUGGUUCUCCAUUCAUCUCAACCCUUGAGCUCCGACAAUUUAAUGGCUCUGUAUACAUGACACAAUUCGAGAACGAGUAUUUUCUAAGUGUUUCAGCAAGAAUAAAUUUUGGUUCUGAUAGUGAUGCUCCCGUCAGGUAUCCGGACGAUCCAUUUGAUAGGAUAUGGGAGUCUGAUACUCUGCGGAAACCCAACUAUCUUGUUGAUGUUGCACCUGGCACUGAAAAAGUUUCUACCCGCAUGCCAAUUGAUGUUGGCAGUGGGGAAAGACCACCUCAGAAAGUGAUGCAGACAGCUGUAGUUGGUAGAAAUGGGACACUGACAUAUCGUUUGGAUCUGGAUGGUUUUCCUGGUUUCGGGUGGGCAUUCUCUUACUUUGCUGAAAUUGAAGAUCUAAAGCCUACUGCUACCAGAAAAUUUAGGCUGAUGCUCCACGAAGAUCCUACUCUUAGUAAGGCCAUUGUCAAUAUCCAAGAGAAUGCCCAAGGAAAAUAUCGUCUAUAUGAACCUGGAUAUUACAACAUCAGCCUUCCUUUUCUUUUAUCAUUCAAAUUUGCGAAGGCCUCUGACUCUACGGAGGGGCCACUGCUGAAUGCAAUGGAAAUCAAUAAGUACUUGAGGAGAAGCGGCGGAUCUCCGGAUGAGCAAUUUCUUGCAGACUUGAUCUCAGUUUACUCUAAUGCUGAUUGGGCACAAGAAGGUGGCGAUCCAUGUCUGCCUGCUCCAUGGUCUUGGAUCCAAUGUAGUACAGAUCCCCAGCCAAAAGUAGUAUCUAUCAAAUUAUCAAGGAAGAAUUUGACUGGUAGUAUCCCCUCUGAGUUCACAAAGUUGAGCAGUCUGGUUGAGUUAUGGCUAGAUGGGAAUGCAUUAUCUGGUACAAUUCCUGAUUUUUCUGGAUGCCCAAACUUGAAGAUAAUACAUCUUGAGAACAAUCAUUUGACUGGUGAGCUGCCCUCCUCCUUGGCAGGCCUAUCUAAUUUAAGAGAACUGGAUGUCCAGAACAAUAGUUUGUCUGGGACUGUCCCUUCAGAUCUUCUGAACAAGGGGCUGAUUUUAAACUAUGGUGGAAACAUGCUUCACAAAGGCAGCAGCGCAGGUAGUCAUGAGAAAAUUAUUAUUGGAUCAUCAAUUGGUGCUGCAGCUCUGUUGAUAGCUACUAUUGCCUCUUGCUUUAUGUUACAUAAAACAAAGAAAAACCAUCAUAACCAAGAACAACAUAAAUAUGGUUCAUCGGAUCAAUUAGCUGUCUCUUCAUUGAAUAAUGGUGCAGAGGCAGCUCAUUGCUUUACCUUAUCUGAACUUGAAAAUGCAACAAGAAAUUUUGAGAGAAAAGUGGGCUCAGGGGGCUUCGGGGUUGUCUACUAUGGAAAGCUUCCAGAAGGGAAGGAAAUUGCUGUGAAAGUCCUCACAAACAAUUCAUUCCAGGGCAAACGCGAAUUUUCAAAUGAGGUGGCUCUUCUGUCAAGGAUUCAUCACCGGAAUCUGGUUCAGUUUCUAGGUUAUUGCCAAGAAGAUGGGAAAAGUAUACUCGUCUACGAGUUUAUGCACAAUGGCACUCUAAAGGAACAUCUCUACGGGCCAAUAACUCAUGAAAGAAGAAUCAGCUGGAUCAGGCGCCUUGAGAUUGCUGAAGAUGCUGCCCGAGGGAUCGAGUAUCUUCAUACUGGAUGUGUUCCCUCCAUUAUUCAUAGGGAUCUAAAGACCAGCAAUAUUCUUCUUGACAAAAACAUGCGAGCAAAAGUUUCAGAUUUUGGUCUCUCUAAACUCGCUGUAGAUGGAGCUUCGCAUGUGUCAAGCAUAGUUCGUGGAACUGUUGGUUAUCUAGAUCCCGAGUAUUAUAUAUCCCAGCAGUUGACAGAAAAAAGUGAUGUUUACAGUUUUGGGGUCAUUCUUCUGGAGUUAAUAUCUGGUCAAGAAGCUAUUUCCAAUGAAAGCUUUGGUGACAACUGUCGCAAUAUAGUUCAAUGGGCGAAGACUCGUAUCGAAAGCGGAGAUAUCCAGGCGAUCAUUGACCCAAUGCUACAAAAUGAAUACGACAUUCAAUCAAUGUGGAAGAUAGCUGAGAAAGCUUUGUGGUGUGUUCAACCUCAUGGAAGCAUGAGACCUCCAAUAUCUGAAAUUAUAAAAGAGAUCCAAGAUGCAAUAGUGAUCGAAAGAGGCGCAGAAGCGACGAGAGAAGGCAGUUCAAGUGAUAUAUCCAGGCAUUCCCUUAAUUCUUUCCGUAACAAUGGUUCACAAGACUUGGGUGCAAGUGAGCAUCACUUGUCUAUUGAUGAUGACUCCAUUGCAGGGCCAACUGCAAGAUAG